AUGGCCGCCCAUCAGUCAUGCCCGGCCGUGGCCGCGGUAGAGCCCACGUCUGCUGUGUCUCAAAUAGGAGCCUUGGCUUUGGAUUUUGCAUCGAAGUUGUCAACCUUGUCAGAGGCAGAGAGAUGUGAAUUGAUGCACCGGCUUGCUCUAACGACACCUGGGACUAGUGAAGAACUGUCAGAGGAUGAGACGUUUUCGGAGACUAUUCUUGGGCAAGCCCUGCUGAUGUUGUUUUCACUGUGGGUCUUGGGCUUAUUCGCUUAUUUUGGACGUGCGGUUGUGAAUGAGAGAAGACGGUACCACAGCCGUCAGGCACAGAGGCAAGGGACUUUCACAGAGUAUUUGCAGUAUCGCUUUGGCUACUGGUACACCUGGACUGAACAUUCGGCGGCCAUUGUCCUCAUGUCAAUCUCGCUGGCUUUGCUCAUCUUUGGUGGAGCACUCCUCAGAGUCCUCAUUCAGCAGCCUUUGUCCGAGGGCUUAUGGUCUGCUUGGCUCUGGAUUGCAGCACCUGAUGGCGGGGCCUCCGCUGAAACUGCGGCUGGCCGUCUCGUUGGCUUAAUCGUGUCAAUUGGUGGGAUGCUUGUGUUUGCCCUUCUGAUGUCAGUCAUAUCUGAAAUGUUUGAGGAGGCGUUGCGCACUUUUCGGAAUGGCACUCUACCAGUUAUCGAGGGCAAUCACACAGUCAUCAUCGGCUAUGUCACGCCGACGCUCAGGAUCUUGGCUCAGGAGCUUUGUGCUGCAUGUGAAAGCGAGGGUGGAAUACUGAUCGCCAUCCUUUCCCCGAUGCCAAAGCCUGAAGUAGAAGAGCUCCUGAGAGAUGGCGACGCAGGCUGGAUGAAGAACUCGACGAUUGUUGUCCGUUCCGGUGAUGCCUGCAAAGUGGAAGAUCUCUCGAAAGUUGCGGUGCAGGGAGCCAAGAAAGUGAUCAUCAUGAGUAAGCCAGGAGUUUCCCGGGAGGAGGCUGAUGCAUCGACCGUCAAUGUGCUGCUGGCUCUGCGAAACAAUCGCUGGCCGCGAGAAGGUGUGUCAGUGGUACAAUGCCAGUUGGUUCGCAACCAGGGGCUUUUUAAGCGGCUCUUGACUGACGGAUCGCAAGUGGUCACUGUCAAUGACUUCAUCGGUGAACUUAUGGUGCAAUGUAGCAGGCAGAGUGGCUUGGUGCACGCAAUCAGGUCCGUGUUCAGCUUUGAGAACGACGAGUUCUAUUUUCAGCAUGUGCAGGGCACUGCUGGACGCACUGUCAUGGACUUGCUGUUUUCUCUGCCGAAUACCAUCCUCAUAGGGAUCAAACCACCUGGCUGUGAGCUGGAGGUGCUACCAUCAAUGGACCGUACCCUUAAGGGCGAUGAAGAGCUUUGUGUGCUGGCCAAGGACGAUUCAGCAGUACCCAGACAUGCUGCACCAAGCUCUCUGGAUUUCGGGCAGAUAGACUGCAGAAGAAUUGUUGAGCGCAGUCCUGAUGAGCCUCAUGCUGGGCAGACGGUCAUCAUUCUCGGAUGGAACAACAGCAUCGGUGCCAUUCUCGGUGAGAUCGACGACGACGUUGGCCCGGGGUCGCAAGUCAUCAUUCACGCACCUGAGGCGGUUUCAAUGCGGGAGGAGUUUAUUGAAGCAGCGCAGAAGCGGCGGAAGCACUUCUAUCAGAACUUUCGUGUCGAGCAUGUUCAAGGAGCUCUUGGUGCACGGUUUCGGCUUGAAGAGUUACCGCUCGAGACUGCAUCUAUGGUUUUGAUUCUGGCCACUGAAAGCUACAGCGGGUCUGCAAGCGCGGCUGACAGCCAAACACUUGCGGCAAUUGUACAGGUGCAGGAUAUCCUGGCCGAGCGCUGCAGUCCUGAGAAGGGCUCUGCUGUGAUCAUGCCACAACUUCUCGACGUCUCCAUUGAAGAGACUCUGAUACAAACAGGCAUCCACAACUAUGUCCUCUCUGGGCGGAUGGCUGCUCGACUGCUGGCAGUGAUCAGUGAAGUACCACAGGCUACCUGCAUCAUUGACUGCCUCACGACGCACAAAGUGUUCCAGUUUUCCAUCGCGAAGCUCCCGGAUUAUCCUGCGGCAACAAGUCUGAACUUCAGCGAAGGUGUAUCCUUCAAUGAUGUCACGAUGGUGGCUGCCCUUGCCAAUGAGGUGGUCUUGGGCUGGUCAGAACUUGAUGCAGGAGAAGCUGGGCCUUGGGAAAUGAACCCCAAGAACAGGACCGAGAAACGACCCUGGCCAGAGAAUGCUCGUUUGAUCGUGCUGAGGCGGACGAGGCAAUGGAAGCAAGCCUCGUACAGGGGACCGCGCAGUGCUUCUGUGGCACAUCCCUCGGAUGAACGGCGAGUAUGCCGCCGCGUUGAGUGA
Messenger RNA from Symbiodinium natans, 2346 nucleotides. The record is from the annotation of a GenBank genome assembly. Lineage: Eukaryota; Dinophyceae; Suessiales; Symbiodiniaceae.